UUUUCUUUGUGUUAAGAAACAGUUCAGUUUUCUUUGUGUAAACUUCCCUUUAACAUGAUCUAGUUAUGAGUUGUCCAAUAACACUAGUGUUCCCCAGAGUUACCUAGAAAAGUUUCCUAAUUAACAUGCAGAAUAGGGACUUGGCUUUGUAACACAAGUGACUUCCUUUUCCGAAGAAUGAAUGUAAAUGAGCUUAUUACGUACAAAGGGUAUCCCUGUGAGGAGUACAAAGUGAUGACUGAAGAUGGUUAUAUCAUUACUAUUAACAGAAUCCCCUAUGAUACCCAAAAUCAGAGAAAUCCAGUUGCAAAACCUGCUGUAUUUCUCCAACAUGGACUAUUGGGAGAUGCCAGUAACUGGGUCACAAAUCUGCCCCAAAACAGCUUGGCCUUCAUGUUAGCUGAUGCUGGCUAUGACGUUUGGAUGGGAAUUGCGGUCAGAGAACAUCAGAAUUGUUCCACUGAUCAAGAUGAGUUCUGGGCUUUCAGUUUUGAUGAGAUAGCCAAGUUUGAUCUUCCAGCAGCAAUAAAUUUCAUCAUAAAGAAAACCGGACAGGAAAAGCUGUACUAUAUUGGCUACUCACAAGGCACAACCAUCGCUUUCAUUGCUUUUUCAGCAAUGCCAGAAGUGGCUCAGAAAAUCAAACUCUAUUUCGCUUUGUCACUUGUCACUGCUAUUAAGUAUGCCAGAAGCCCAGCAACAAAGCUCCUCUACCUUCCUGAAAAUAUGCUCUGGGUAUGUGGUAUCUUGGCUUCAGGUGUAUGACUAUAUACUUGUUUGCUCAGCUCUUAAAGGGAACAUACAGAAGGCAUAGGGCUUCAUAAAGUUUACCCAUUUGUGGGUGGGUAGAUUCACCUUAUGAUUAUAGUUCAUACAGGACAAUAGGGAAAGCUUUUCUGUAAGGCAGUAAUGUGAUAUUGGAACAAGUUACCCAGAGACUCGGCACAGCAGCGCAGACCCUCGAGAUUUCCAGUAUCCCUCUAGAAAAAGCCACAGCUAUUCUGGUCUAUUUCUGCCUGUAGGAGGACUCCAGAUGAAACU
Messenger RNA from Numida meleagris (helmeted guineafowl), 1041 nucleotides. RefSeq names its product lipase member M-like. The record is from RefSeq and is a predicted model, not a curated record. Gene Ontology annotation, biological process: lipid metabolic process. Lineage: Eukaryota; Metazoa; Chordata; Aves; Galliformes; Numididae.